Messenger RNA from Neolamprologus brichardi, 2566 nucleotides. It is a transcript of the gene srd5a1, whose product is annotated as steroid-5-alpha-reductase, alpha polypeptide 1 (3-oxo-5 alpha-steroid delta 4-dehydrogenase alpha 1). Gene Ontology annotation, molecular function: 3-oxo-5-alpha-steroid 4-dehydrogenase activity. NCBI's taxonomy places the organism in Eukaryota, Metazoa, Chordata, Actinopteri, Cichliformes, Cichlidae. Gene Ontology annotation, cellular component: membrane. The record is from RefSeq and is a predicted model, not a curated record. Gene Ontology annotation, biological process: steroid biosynthetic process.
UGUGCAGGCUCUUGUCUGCGUUCUGGACUGCAAGCUAGGAAAUAACCGGUAUGUAUAGUUAGCUAAUUGUGAACGUUUUAUUUUUAAAUAUUAGCCCUGAGGUCGAAAUGGAUGCUCUCCUCUCCCUGCUCUUCUCCUCGGAGGAAGAGGAGCUGUACAUGUUGGACCGCAUGGCUUACUUCAUGUUUUUAAUGGCAGCCUGCACUUUUAUUACUUUGCUGUUUGAAAAUGUUCCUUACGGGCGGUAUGCAACAAGCAAGUAUGGAUUUCCAGUUAACGCCAGGUUCGCCUGGUUCGUCCAGGAGCUGCCAGCCUUACUGCUCCCUUUGUGUCUUCUACUCUGGACAUCUUCUUCCAAGACGUCUUUACUACCUAAUCAGCUCCUCAUUGCCAUGUAUUUCCUUCACUAUGUCCAGAGAGCCUGCAUUUAUCCAUUUUUAAUCAGAGGAGGGAAACCGACACCGUUCGCUUCAUUCGCUCUGGCCUUUGUGUUCUGCUGCUAUAAUGGCUUCAUGCAGAUCAGGUACCUGAGCCACUAUGCUGAGUACCCAGCAUACUGGGUUACACAUCCAUGCUUCCUCAUUGGCUCGGCACUGUGGUUCGUCGGCUGGUUUAUAAAUCUACAAUCUGACCACAUCCUUAGGAACCUGAGAAAGCCCGGAGAGACUGGUUACAAGGUUCCCAAAGGCGGCAUGUUCGAGUACGUGUCUGGGGCCAACUUCUUGGGCGAGAUAACAGAGUGGGCUGGCUUCACUCUGGCUGGUCACUCUGUUCACAGUGCAGCCUUCGCCAUCUUUACCGCAGUGGUCCUCGCUAGCAGAGCUGUGGCCCACCACAAAUGGUACCUUGCCAAGUUUGAGGACUACCCUAAAAGCAGGAAGGUGUUGAUUCCCUUUCUGUUCUAGAAAACUGGACACCUCGAAAGGUAAUGUGUUCUCCUGCAACGGCGAAGAACAUUCCCGUGAUCAUUUGCCUAAUUUAGAAAUUCUCUAAUGUUGCAACAAACCUUGAACACAGCUUAUUUUUUUUGCACUGAGAACAAGCUCACUCUAGGUGUGAAGAAGCAAUAGUUAAAAGUCACCAUCUCAGAAAGGUUUUUAUCAUUUCUGUUAUGUUGGUAAUAACAUCACAAAGCACCAAGGAACCUCAACAAACAUGGACUGAAUGUGCUGGAAGUGUUGCAUUUGCAGGAGAGGCAGCAUUCAGCUCUCCUCCAGAGGAAAUAAAGGUUGUGAAUGGAGUAGCUCCAUGGUAAUAUACGGGAUUUAUGACAGUCUACAUCAGCAGUAAACAGCUUUAAGACUCUCCUCCUGCUCUGCAUAUUCUCCCAGUUGGAACAUAAAGUUGGAAAUGCAAAGCAGACAUUUAAAAUGGUCAUUUUAUCCUCAAGAUUCCGCAUUUGUAAAUCUUUUUAACGUCGAUUCGCAUCAAAUAGACGAGUUCUGAAUUACGUAGAACGUGUUUUCUACUGGAUUUUGCUCUGGGUGUCAUCUACUGACCUCGUCAUCUCAAAGUCCUGAAAGAAAAGCAACUUUGUGAAUGUAACUGCAUAUCUGGACUUAAAAAAGACUGGUCUGCGAAAUUUGAAUAGGAAUGAAACAUUAUAUAUCAAACAAAAGUGGGAAUCUGAAUUAUGUCAGAGGAUGACUGGCGAUCCGUUUGUCUCUCACAGCAUAAUUCUACCAGCUCUAGACGAUGGAGAGAAUAUGGCUGAAAAAAUGUGAUUAGGUUCUUUAUUACACUUUAUAUCAAAAGCAAGCAGCUGAAAACAACCAACGAUGCUGGAGAUUAUGUGGAGACUGGGACGCCAAUCAUUCUCAUGUGUUUUGGAAGUGUAAAAAUAUCAAACCUUACUGGGAAAGCAUUGCGGUAACAAUGAAGAAAGUGCUGGGGUAUGACGUGCCGUGGGAGGCACAAGUAGUGAAUUUUGGAAUAUGGGAAAAUGUAAGAAAGGAGGACCAUUACUUGUUUAAAAUUAUGUUGUUGUCAAGCAAAAAGAUAAUAACAAAAAACUGGCUGAAAAGUGACCCUUUAAAAUUGGAAGAAUGGACUGAUGUAAUUGAGGAAAUAUAUAUAAUGGAGAAAAUGACCUACACUUUGAGACUGAAAUCUGAUAAACACCGAAAACAGUGGACAAAAUGGAUAGCCUAUAAGACUCACUCAGCCCCAUAAGGCAGGGACCUCUCCUCGUUGGAGUUUUUCUUCUUCUUAAUUCAAAUAGCUUUUGGUUCUUGGUCCUUUGAGGCAUAGGCGGACGGCCGGGCCCUGAGAGAAUGGGGUCCUGCUAUUACCCGCUCCGGGUUCAAAUAUGUUAUGAUUGUGGAUGAACUGGACCUGUCGGGGAGAGGACCAGACUUCGGGCCCUGUUUGGCAGCCUUCAUAUGGAUGUAAGGGGCUGGGUGGAUGGUGUUUUUGGGACGGGAUUGAUAAGACAGUACUUUGGGUAGGGCUGCUCAAUUAAUUGAAUUUUAAUCACGAUUACGAUCUGGGCUUUCAACGAUCAUUAAAAAUGACUGAGCCGAUUAUUAGCACCUCCCUCGUGCUUUACUCUCACGCUGCUCCAUGU